CUCUCAAAUCAGACCAAUCUUUCAGACCGGUCCCUCACAGCCUCAGACUCAGUGAUUCACUGCUCAGCUGCAGACAUGGUCAUCAGUGUUGCCCUCAUCUGGGCCGUCGUUGUGGGUCUCUGCUGCUGCCUCUGGCUCAUUUUGGGGAUCCGCAGGAGACUGCCUGGGGAACCUCCAGUAGAAAAUGGCUGGAUCCCCUACAUGGGUUGUGCUCUUCAGUUCGGCGCUAACCCGCUAGAAUUCCUCCGUAGCAGACAGAAGAAAUACGGCCACAUUUUCACGUGUAAAAUCGCUGGAAGUUAUGUCCACUUCCUCUGCGACCCGUUCUCUUAUCACGCCGUCAUCCGUCAAGGGAGGCAUCUAGACUGGAAGAAGUUUCACUUCGCAGCAUCUGUCAAGGCAUUCGGUCAUGAAAGCAUGGACCCAAGUCAUGGCUACACCACAGAGAACCUUCACCAAACCUUUCUGAAGACUUUGCAAGGUGAAGCUCUUCCGUCUCUUAUAGAAAACAUGAUGGAGAACCUGCAGACUGUCAUGCUGCAGUCCAACAUGCUUAAAUCCAGCAGCUCUGAAUGGGAAGUGGACGGAAUCUUUGCUUUCUGCUACAAGGUCAUGUUCGAGUCUGGCUACCUCACGCUGUUUGGAAAGGAGCUGGAUGGAGACAAGACGAUUGCAUGCCAGCAAGCCCAGAAAGCACUGGUCAUUAAUGCUCUGGAAAACUUCAAGGAGUUUGACAAGAUUUUCCCAGCGCUAGUCGCAGGUCUCCCCAUCCACGUAUUCAAGAGUGGCCACAGUGCACGUGAGAACCUCGCCAAAACCAUGCUGCACGAGAACCUCAGCAAACGCACCAAGAUUUCUGACCUAAUUUCUCUGAGAAUGCAGCUCAAUGACUCAUUAUCGACCUUCAACGAGCUGAGCAAAGCCAGGACUCAUGUCGCCAUCCUGUGGGCCUCACAAGCCAACACCUUACCUGCAACGUUCUGGACUCUCUUCUACCUCAUCAGAUGUCCAGCAGCAUUAAAGGCAGCUACCGAGGAAGUAAAGAACAUGUUUGAGCGUUCCAACCAGAAAGUUGAUCCCAAAGAUCCUAAACUGGUCCUAACCAGAGAACAGUUAGACAACCUGCCAGUUCUCGACAGUAUAAUAAAGGAAGCGAUGAGGCUGUCCAGUGCCUCUCUGAACGUCAGGGUGGCUAAAGGAGAUUUCUUGCUCCAUCUGGACAAUAUGGAAUCGUACCGGAUCCGUAAAGACGACGUCAUAGCGCUGUAUCCGCAGAUGCUCCACUUCGAUCCUGAGAUCUACGAGGAUCCUCUGACAUACAAGUACGACAGAUUCUUGGAUGAAAAGGGACAGGAGAAGACGUGUUUUUAUCGAGGAGGACGUAGACUGCGGUACUUUUACAUGCCCUUCGGCUCCGGAGUCACCAAAUGCCCAGGGCGAUUUUUUGCAGUUCAUGAGAUUAAGCAGUUUCUGUCUCUUGUGCUGGCCUACUUUGAGAUGGAGCUUUUGGAUUCUGAAGUAAAAGUUCCUCCUUUGGAUCAGUCCCGUGCCGGCCUCGGCAUUUUACAGCCCACAUACGACGUUGACUUUAAAUACAGACUAAAAACUCAAUAGCAACUUCAUCUUUAGCUCAUAUUUAAUGUAAAUAUUGUAUAUUUUUGUUACUUGUUGAUAGUUUAAUUUAAAGUCUUCUUGAUUGUUUCUAACAAGUUACUGUAAUAUAAAGUUGAUGUUUCUUGUUUUUGUGUCCAAACCAGUAUAAAGCUUCACUUAGGAGAUAAUAACAGCAACUUCAUUAAUAUCCCACUGUGACAGCAAUGAAAUGUAGCUUUGAAAUGAUUUUAUUUUUGCACUGAUUUCUUUUCGAGGGCUCUUGAAUGCUGUGUAAGACGUCUCUGCUGACUGAUAUCAGUAAUAUUUACUGCCAAGAGUUAUAGAAGUGAUCUAUACUGAAUGAAUGAUGUCAUAAAAUGGCUUUGUAUGAACAGUGAGAUUAUUGUAACAUGAUCAUUUUCUCUAAACAGAAUUAUUGUCAGGAUUUUGGAUGGACGUAAUGUUCACACUUCAUUUAACUUAGAAUUCAAUUAAAGUUCUUUUUUAUAGUUACAA
This is a messenger RNA of Tachysurus vachellii, 2109 nucleotides long. It is a transcript of the gene cyp7a1, whose product is annotated as cytochrome P450 7A1. Gene Ontology annotation, biological process: bile acid biosynthetic process; cholesterol catabolic process; cholesterol homeostasis. The transcript has 6 exons. Gene Ontology annotation, molecular function: heme binding; iron ion binding; cholesterol 7-alpha-monooxygenase activity. The record is from RefSeq and is a predicted model, not a curated record. Bases 76 to 1614 code for a protein of 512 amino acids. NCBI's taxonomy places the organism in Eukaryota, Metazoa, Chordata, Actinopteri, Siluriformes, Bagridae.